Molecule: messenger RNA, 2405 nt
Organism: Xenopus laevis (African clawed frog)
Lineage: Eukaryota; Metazoa; Chordata; Amphibia; Anura; Pipidae
Gene: tob1.S
Product: transducer of ERBB2, 1 S homeolog
Exons: 2
Coding region: 566-1522 (318 amino acids)
Biological process (GO): negative regulation of DNA-templated transcription; regulation of gene expression
Cellular component (GO): nucleus; cytoplasm
Molecular function (GO): transcription corepressor activity
Source: RefSeq, a predicted model, not a curated record
UAUAAUAUAUACACAUAUACUGGAACUAUAUCAGUCUCCACACAGUCAUUACAUUAUUACUGACAUUACUCCACAACUACGUGGAGCUGCUGUGAGAGAACUUCUUUACGUACUCCACCCCCAAAAACUAUCCCUAGCCUGCCUCACUACUCAAUAGAAUGUGCUUGUAGCUGGCAGCCACUUCACAGACCAGGCACUAACUUGCGUUACGUUUGUGCCAAAGUACAACCAUCCACCCUUUAUCCCACCCACUGCAGCUGGCCGCUCCCCCCAAUAAAUAGCGCUGACUGAAAGCUUUUAUAUCCAAUAGAGCGUCACAAACACAAGCACAUCGGAAUAACCUACGCACUGAUUGGUCAAUAGUUGUGAGGUACCCAACCUGCCCGUCGACGUCAACGCGCAGUCCAUGCAUUCUGACAGAAGCUUCAGCCAUUCGCGGAUCGACUACAACUGAGAGGAGGAAGAAUUGCUGAGUGACCUAUUUGAAUGAGAUUACAUUCCAUUUGCCACUUGGGCACUGUCUUUGUAUUUUUGGAGACGAGUAAACGGCACUGGUGUUGCAGAUAUGCAGCUUGAGAUUAAAGUAGCACUGAAUUUUAUCAUUUCAUACUUGUACAAUAAACUGCCACGACGACGCGUCAACAUAUUCGGUGAAGAACUUGAAAAGCUCCUGAAGAAAAAGUAUGAAGGCCACUGGUAUCCUGACAGGCCUUACAAAGGGUCAGGUUUUCGCUGUAUACAUGUAGGUGAAAAGGUGGAGCCCAUCAUCCAGCAGGCAGCCAAUGAAAGUGGCUUUGAGAUUGAGGACAUCCGCCGAAACCUCCCUCAAGACCUCAGCAUCUGGAUCGAUCCGUCUGAAGUGUCCUAUCAGAUUGGCGAAAAGGGGCAGAUCAAGGUUUUGUAUGUUGAUGAUCAUUCCGAGAAUGGAACGGAACUGGAUAAAGAGAUCAAGAACAGCUUUAACCCUGAGGCACAGGUGUUUAUGCCAAUCAAUGACCAAUCGUCGUCUGUAUCUAGCUCCCCGUCACCCCUUUUUAAUGACUCCGCUGCUGUAAGUCCAACAUUCAUGCCAAGAGUUAAUCAGCCUCUCACCUUUACUACUGCUGCUUUUGCUGCCACCAAGUUUGGUUCCACCAAAAUGAAGAGUAACCGCAACAAGAUGGCGUGCUCCUCUCCCACGCAGUUUGGCUUGAACGUCAAUAUGUUACAGCAGAGUGCUUUGUCUUCCUCCGGGCAUCCCCUGUACGGCAUUGGCCUUCCCAGUCUUCAACAGAAGCCAUCCGCCCUCUCGCCCAACGCACAGGAAUUUGGAUUCCCGAGUAUACCCGAUCAAGGCAGAACCACCAUAAGCGGCCCCAAUGAAAGCACUCUAAGCAUUGGAACUCUUCAAUACAGUAAUGCCUUUGAUAUGUUUGCAGCUUAUGGUAGUCUGAACGAUAAAUCGCUUGUGGAUGGGUUGAAUUACAGUCUAAGCAACAUGCAGUACACCAACCAGCAAUUCCAGCCAGUCAUGGCUAACUAGCAGAGGUAGAUGUGCAUCCAAAUUAAAGUAUUGAACAAGCUGCAUGAGCCCAAGGUUAUUACUACUUUUCUUUUUUCUUUUUUUAUAUAUAUUCCUUAAGAUCUUCAGCUUGUUGCCCUUAUACAUUUUAAGGUUGGUUGCAUAAGCACAUAGACCAUUUCUUUUGUUUUUUGCCAGUUAAGUGCAAAACGUUUGUGUUCACUACAUUUUAAGGAACAUUGCUCCUUACAGUAUUUAGAAGCUAAAAAUACAUAUUAUAUAUUUUUUUAUAUAAUAGGCCUUGCAAUUUUGUUUUUCUAAAUUGGGAUAUGUUGAUUAUUUAUAGUACAAAUGCAUACAGGACUGGAGGUUCCUUACCUUUAUUCCCCCCCCCAACUCUGGAACAAGUCGGAAUUAAGUCAAGUCUUAAAGAAAAUUACGUCAAAUUGUAAAUAGCGUAACACACAGAUCAACAAUUUUUUUUUUUUUUUUUUUUUUUUUUGUUUCCAUGAGUGGCUUUGUUUUCCAGCCCUGUAUGUAAAUAUUUACAUAAAGCAUUUCAGAAUUUUUUUAUGGCUCUGAUUCCAGCAAAAAGUACUUCACUUAUUAUAUAUUUUUUUUUUUUUUUCUGAUUGUAAAUUCUUUUUCAGUUAUUCAGAAAAAGUUUAUUAGAGUAUUCCUCGCUGUAAACCUUAACAUACGGAGGAGAUAUGUAUUUUCAGAGUUGUAUUUUCUGUUACAAAAUUUAAAAAAAGAUUUUUGCUAUAUAAGAUAGAGAUGUUGUAAUUUUUGUAUCGAAAUUGUGCAAUACUUGACAAUGUUAAAGUAUAUUAAAGUCAGUGUCUUACAUGUUAAGAACUGAAAUAGUUUAUAUUUAGUUUGUAUUAAAAUUAUUUUAAAUGAA